This is a messenger RNA of Phanerochaete carnosa HHB-10118-sp, 1422 nucleotides long. RefSeq lists its product as uncharacterized. Gene Ontology annotation, biological process: transmembrane transport. Lineage: Eukaryota; Fungi; Basidiomycota; Agaricomycetes; Polyporales; Phanerochaetaceae. The transcript is spliced from 8 exons. Gene Ontology annotation, molecular function: transmembrane transporter activity. The coding region runs from base 1 to 1422 and encodes 473 amino acids. The record is from RefSeq and is a predicted model, not a curated record.
AUGACUGAGGCGGGUGAGAAGAGGGAGCACAGGCAACAGCAAUCUCAGCGGGUCACGCCGUUACCAAAGCUACAGAUCGCGGUGCUGCUGUGGUUCCAGUUGGGGGAACCGAUGACCUCGCAGUGCAUCUACCCUUUCAUUAACGAGCUUGUGAGCGAGCUCAACAUCACCGGUGGCGAUCGGAAAAAGGUGGGCUACUAUGCGGGACUCAUCGAAUCACUGUUCUUUGCAUCGGAAGCCCUAUUCGUGUUGCACUGGAGCAGAGUUUCCGACCACAUCGGCCGGAAGCCUGUGUUGCUCAUUGGCAUGGCCGGCCUUUGCGUCUCGAUGAUAUGCUUCGGGCUGUCAAAGACAUUCAUUGGACUCGUGUUGAGUCGAUGCCUUGUAGGCGCCCUGAACGGUAACCUAGGGGUCAUCAAGAGCAUGAUGGCUGAACUUACCGACCACACAAAUAUGGCGCAGGCCUUUGCUUUACUACCGGUUAUGUGGUCUCUGGGAAGUACAGUUGGCCCACUGAUCGGAGGCGUCCUGUCUAAGCCUCACGACCGAUGGCCCGAAAUCUUUUCGAACCCUUUCUGGGUGAAAUACGCGUACUUUCUACCCUGCGCUGUCGUUGCUGCUUUCGCGGCGCUCACAUUCCUCCUUACUGCAACGCUCUUGAAAGAGGUGGGCAGUGUUGUUCAACAGGGUCAUCCGCAUUUAAGCACUGACGUAUCAUCAGACUGUCAAGAAGCCUCGCAGCCACGAGGGUUCGAGCCUAACUCACAUGAUGCGCCGCUUCCGCUCCGCGCGCUGUUAGUGCGCCCGGUGCUGCUCUCCGUCGCGAACUAUGCCUCGCUCGCGCUCGUUGACAUCAUGUACCGCGCGAUACAGCCUUUGUUCUUCUCGACUCCAGUCGAGCUUGGUGGACUCGGCCUAUCGCCGGCGCACAUUGGAAUCAUGCUCGCGACGCUGGGCAUGAUUAGCGGUGUGUUCCAGGGGUUCCUUUUCGCGAAGCUCGUCCACCGGUUUGGCCAGCGGUUUCUAUUCCUGCUCGGCAUGUUCAUGUUCGGUAUCGUAUACCUGAUGUUCCCCGUCAUCAACUAUGUCGCGGUGAGGGGCGGCCUGUCACCGCUUGUCUGGUUCCUGGUCGUGUUACAGCUUGGUCUGUCGAUAGCGUGCGACAUGACAUAUGGUUGCAUCUUCAUGUAUGUCAACACUGCUGCACCGAAUCGGCAUUCACUUGGCGCCACAAAUGGCCUGGCACAACUGGCAGCAUCAGCAGUUCGAGCUUUCGGCCCGGCUGUGUCGACAUCGCUCUUUGCUGCGUCAUUACAAAAUCACUGGCUUGGUGGCUACGCUGUCUACGCCAUCCUUGUAUCACUUUCUGCACUCGGUCUUCUAGCGGGGAGGCAGUUACCGGUCGAGCUGUGGAACCGUUGA